AUGAAGCCAGCCGAAAAGAGAAGAAGAAGUCGUGCCGCAUCAGUGGCUCCUCGCGACAGCAAUGGACGUUUCACACCAAGGAAGAAGGUUACUGGAGGAAGUCGUCGUCAAGCCCGAUCCGUGUCUCGUGCAUCAAGUUCGUCUCGUCGCAGCAGAAGCCGUAGUGUCAGCACCUACCGCUCCUCCAGUCGUCGAAGCCGUUCCCGCUCUGCACGCUCCACGCCCCGCCGUCGUCGUUCCAUCUCGAAGCGUUCGACCAGAUCGGUCUCUCAAAAAGGAGAGAGAGACGGAAGAUCACGCAAGAUUGUGAAGAGAACAGUUCGUGUUCGCAGUUCUUCCCGUUCUCGCUCCCGUUCAGUGUCCACUGCCAGAGAACCAAGCCGCCGCCGUGUUCGACGUGCCGUCAAGACCAACCGUUCGGGUAGAAGCAGAAGCAGAAGCCGUUCUUCGUCCCGUCGACCAUCUUCUCGCCGCUCAGCCAAGAGAAGCGUCUCAAGACGUUCGAACCGUCGGGCCACUCCAAAAGUGAGCCGUCGUCGUGUUGCACGUGAAUCACGCAAUUCGAGCAGCAGCAGAUCCCGAAGCAGAAGCAUCAUUCGCAAGAUGGCCAGAGGGAAAUCUACCAGAGGCCACCGUAUGGCUUCCCACUGUGGAUAA
This is a messenger RNA of Caenorhabditis briggsae, 657 nucleotides long. The transcript is spliced from 3 exons. The record is from RefSeq and is a predicted model, not a curated record. The coding region runs from base 1 to 657 and encodes 218 amino acids. Lineage: Eukaryota; Metazoa; Nematoda; Chromadorea; Rhabditida; Rhabditidae.